CGAGCACAGGAAGCCAAGAAGAAGGCGCUCAGAAAAGGAGGCAUCGAAGGCGGGGAGACGUCCGGUGGUGGCCAUACUAAUAACGAUGGCCAAUUAUCUAGUCAAAAGCAAAACGACGAAGACGAGGAAGAAGAGGAUAUUUUAUCGGACGAUCAGCAGAAGGACAAAAUGUCAAAAACAUCGUCCGAGGAGGAUGUGGUGGAACAGCCGGAUGGCAAACUUACCAUUGGCGAGCGAUGGGAGAGAUUGUUGAAGGAAACCCACGAGAAAAUAGAAUGUCGUCGCCGGGAAACCGAAAAUGUCAAAGAGAAAUUGCCACCUCAUCAAGAGGCCUUAUUUAAUCAAUUAAAGGAUUUCGAACAGGAGGUAGAAUGGACCGUCAACCAUAUUGUAUGGGCAUUCAAUUUGCCCACAUCAUACACGGCCCCGGGCCAGGAGGAUGUCGAGUUCGAAGAGACGAAGGUACGCAUUCCCAUUGAUCCCAAAAGAAUAAACCUGAUUCCCACCUACACCCAAGACCAAUUGGAAGAUGUGGUCGAGGGAUGGAUGCGUUACAUAGAGAAGCGAAUAAAGGCGCUAAAGGAAAAGCCUUUGGACGAAUUCACCCCCAUGGCCGAAUAUCGCCUGUGGCACUUUCGCGAAAUAGAAUUUAAUGGAAUAUUGGAACAAUUAAAAUCCGAAUUUGUUGUAACAGUUUUGGAUGUACUAAAGGCCAACAACUCAACUGUACUUGGGCGUUGGGCAGAGACCGUCAACAAAGUAGCCGAAAAGUUUCGCUUGGCCAAAGAAAAUGCUGACUAUAUUGGCACAAUAACCGAUUACUUGGAGAAAAUACGCUCCUACGAAAGUUUCAGGAUGACGACACUGCUCAUACCCAAUGUUAUGGUGGGCCUGCGUCACAUAUGGACCAUGUCAAGCUAUUACUGUCACGACGAUAAAAUGCAGACUCUGUUGUGUCAGAUUUCGAACGUCUUUACGGAAAAGGUCAAAAACAUUGUGUGUUUUGAGAAAAUAUUUCGCCAUUCAUCCAGAUAUACCUACGAAACAGCAACAAGCUGUGCCAAUUUACUGAAAUGUUGGAAAACGGCUUAUUUGAUGAGUCGAAAAUAUAUUGAAGACUCUGGAGCCGGUUCCAGGUGGGAGUUCGAUCGCAAUGCUCUGUUUAACGAAGUUGAUCACAUAACCCGAAUUAGCCGGGAUAUUGCCUCGGUGGGGCGUGUUUUCAUCCAAUAUGAAAAUCUGUUUGGAAAUCGUUUGAAAUGCCUCAUUACGGAUCCCACACUCGUCGAUGGACUCAUGCGCAAGGUGUACCGCUUGCUCGACGAUAUGUUGACUAGUGUCGAUUAUGACAUCUUCCGGCCUGGCAAUUGGGAGAACUGGGAACACACGCUCAGCACGUUCAACAAACGUUUGGACGCUGUCGAAUCGGAAGCGAAACAGGUGAUUGAGAAGAGUAUUACAAUGCUGCGGUCGUCUGAUUUGGGUUUGGAGCUGAUACGUGAUGUUAAACUCUUGGAUACACGGAAAGCGUUGACGGACUUUCUAUCAACGAAGCACGAAAACCUAUUGAGAUUCUUUGUAACGGAAAUAAACACUGUCGAGUGUGAGUUUAUGAAUCAUAAAAAAGCUCCGCCAAUUGGUAAACAUCAGCCAGCGAAAAUCGGCGCCAUACAAUGGACGCGAUUAUUGAGCGCCAAACUGAAAAUAUCCGUAUUGGCAUUUAAACGGAUGGAGGACGAACCAAACCUCAAGAACAGCUACUUAAAGCGAAGUGCCUUCAAAUCCUACUUUGAACUGGUAAACAAAAUGCACAUCUAUGAAAAUAAUCUCUUCGAGAAAUAUUGUUCCGAAGCCACGUACAUGGUCAAUGGUCUAAUGCGAAAGAAUAUCCUUAAAAUACAGAUUUGUAAACGCGACACAUUAACUUAUAUAUCGGAUGCCUUGGAGACCAUCAAAUUGAAAAAGGGGAAAUCGGUGGAUGAAUCCAGCUCUCACGGCACUAGUGUCAGUGAUGCAUUCAGUCAAACGGUUCCAACUGGAUUCAUUCGUAAAAUAACGAAGUUUACCGUUAUAGCCACAUUGCUUCAGUGGCUGAUGGGGCGCAAACCAGCUGCCGAUGCGCAAUUUAUGAAAGCUUUGGAAUUUCUAAAACUCAUGAAAUCGGGAAAAGUCAAGCCAACGGAGAGGGAUAAAUUUUGUAUAAAACAAUGUGAACUUUUAGUCAAAUCCUGUAGUCAAGAAGGCCUUCCAACGUGGCGUGCUCUAGUGGGUGAUAAAAUUUUGAUUGAAUACGAGAUGCGAUUUACGGUCAAUUUAACCCGAGAUAUCUUUGAAAUAAUGUUUGAAGGCCAACAAUUUGAACAUUUCGGAUUUGCGCUUCCAUCUGUUCUUCGAACGGCUAUCAUGAAAAAAGAAAUGUUGUUUAAUGACUUUGAAGCUGUAUCAACAGUCAUAGAUAGAUACAAUUCCUUGCUGGACAAACUUUCACUGUCGGAGGUCAACUUUUUGCGUGACCAUCUGUAUGAAACCGAAGUUGCCAUUCAAGUCGGUGUGGGCCGAUAUACCUGGCAAUCGUUCAACAUCAAAAAGUAUUGCGAAGGCGUUUGCGCUCUUAUGCGAAAAUUACAAUCCGUUGUAUCCCAGAUAAACUAUAUCCGCAUCGACAUCAGAAAUCGAAUUAAUCACAUAAAAAACUUUAAUUUAUUCAGCAUCGAUGAUGCCAAAGAUGUGGAUCUCAACAACACUCAACACGACAUCGAAUCCGACCAACAAAACUCCACAGAAAGCAGCGACGAUCCGGAGGCGAAUGCAAUCAAACGAAAUAAAAUAGAAAUAAUUCGCAUGCCUGACCCGCUGGAUACAGUGUCGGCCGAUCCUAAUGAUUGUGGCAGUGCUAUUUAUCACUGCCAGAGCUACAUGGAACGUCUGGAAAGUACACGAACCGGAAAGUGUUCACAAAUGAAGAAAACUUACGAUUCACUUGGACCAGUGCUGAUCAAAUUGGAAAGUUUGGUAUUGGGUACGUUCACAGGUCGUUCGGAGAAAAUGCGAGAAUACUAUGUCUUCUGGGAGGAGGAAACCUACAAGUGUAUAUUGGAUUUCACCUACAAAAACUUGGAAUGUUAUCUGGAUCGCCUACUUGGAAAUCAGCCGAUGUUUGAAAUAAAUGCAAUAAUAGUCCUGUCGGAAAUUAUGUUGGAACCAUCAGCAAAUGAAGUGAAAAAUAUGAUUGUUCAAUCUUGUAAAGAUUUCUUAGAACGUUUAAAAAUGUUCACCCGGUGGAUGAAUGGAACAUGCAUUCCCUGCUCACCCAUUGACAAUGAUGGCGAUGGCAAAUACACUUUCACAUUCUAUGAAGAUGUCGUCAAGAUAAAAACCAUUGGUGGUUUAGUUGUAAAAAUUCAAGAAUUAGCUAAUCGUGUCGUGGAGGACGCUAAAAAUUGUGUUAAAAAAUUUCGCAAAUACUACAAUCUGUGGGCAUUUGAUAAGGAAACAAUUUGUGAAAAAUAUGUGGAUCGUGGUGUGCCACUGGUGCAGCUUGACGAGAAAUUUACAUUUUAUGCAAAUAUCAUGAACGAAUUGCAGCAGUUGCCAACAUACUACGAUGUCCAAUGUAUACGCAUAAAUUUGAAGCCACUGCUGGACAGCAUUUGCCAUCACGCCCAGCAAUGGUGCACCAAAUUGGGCGAGAAGCUGGCACAGCGCACUGUUGCCAAUAUGGAUAGAAUGCGAUUGGAAAUUAAAACACUCAGUGAAAAUCUGAAUAGGGCUACGAAGGAACUCAGCGAUUUCAAAUUGGUUAUGCAAACUAUUUCAACAAUUCAAUCGACGACGUUGACGCACGAAAUCAUAAUCCGGGAAAUGCAGGAGACCUACACCGUGCUGAGCGAACACAAUAUAAACUUUAAUUUUGAAGACAUGCUAAUGGCCCAUCAUUUGGGGAAACGAUGGCAACGCCUCUACCGCUCAGCGCUGUAUCGCCUGGACAAAGUGCAACCGAUUAAACAGAAAUUUGCCGAUAUGACGUCCGUCGAAAUAUCGAGCUUUUGGAAGGAGCUGGAAAUUUUCAUAGAGGAUUUUCUGAAUAAUGGACCCGGAGCGGUUGGACCCGAUCUGGACCGAGGCUUUAAGUUAAUGGAUCCAUAUGGUAAUAAAAUAAAUGAACUCGAGAGUCGUAGACUUGAAUUGGCCAAUGCUGAGAAACUUUUCGAUAUGCCAAUGCAAGACUACAAUGAUUUCUCUCGUCUCAAGGAGGACUACGAAGGAAUGCAAAUUAUUUACAAAUUGUACAAAAGCCAAAAGUCCGCUCGAGAGGGAUGGUCAAAGACAUUGUGGGCCGACCUGGAUCCUACUGUCCAGACAGAGGGUGUGGAAAGUUAUUUAAAAGAAUUUCGUAAACUUCCCAAACAGGUGCGACAGCUACCCGUCGGCCAAAUGUUGGAGCUACAGAUGAAACAAUUCAAAGGCACUGUGCCGCUUAUGGUGAGCUUGAAAAACGAAGCCCUGCGGGAACGUCACUGGCUGCAAUUAAUGGAAAAGACGGGCCAGUACUUCGAUAUGACACCGGAACGAUUCACACUUGAAAACAUGUUUGCCAUGCAAUUGCACAAAUACCAGGAAAUUGCCGAACAAAUCCUAAAUAAUGCCAUCAAAGAAUUGGCCAUUGAAAAAGGCGUUAAAGCUGUUGAGGAUACUUGGGCCGCCAUGAGCUUUAAAGUGCACAAACAUUACAAAGGCUCCGAAGAACGUGGCUAUACCCUGGGAGCAGUGGAUGAAAUCGUGCAGGUGCUCGAGGAUAACUCGGUGAAUCUUCAAUCAAUGGGUGCCUCACAAUUCAUUGGCCCAUUCCUUGAGACGGUCAAUCGUUGGGAACGUAACUUGGCUCUUAUUUCGGAAAUUAUCGAUGAGUGGCUAAUAGUGCAGCGUAAAUGGCUGUACCUGGAGGGGAUAUUCAUAGGUGGUGAUAUACGUUCUCAGCUGCCGGAGGAAGCUAAAAAAUUCGAUGACAUAGACAAGGCAUAUCGAAGGAUAAUGAUCGAUUGUGCUAAAAACCCGUUGGUGGUGCCGUUUUGUACCAUACCCGGACGACUGCCUGAAAUUCAAGGUCUUAGCAUGGGCCUGGAAAAUUGCCAAAAAUCUCUCAAUGAAUAUUUGGAAUCGAAACGACGAAUAUUUCCCCGAUUUUAUUUCAUUUCCACAGAUGAGCUGCUGUCGAUCUUGGGAAGCUCUGAGCCAACAGCAGUUCAAAAUCACAUUAUAAAGAUGUACGACAAUGUGAAAUCGCUGCGUAUAAUCAAGGAGAGCUCCACAUUGAGUAUUGUCAAUGCCAUGAUAUCAACUGAAGGUGAAAUUCUGGAGUUCCGUCAAAAUGUGCGAGCCCAAGGAAGAGUGGAAAAUUGGAUGAACGAUGUCUUGGACGAAAUGCGCCGAUCAAAUCGUUAUUUAACCAAAAAAGCCAUAUAUGACUAUGGAACCGACCUCGAAAUCACCAGACCAGAUUGGCUAAUGAAUUACCAAAGUAUGGUUGGCUUGGCUGCCAGCCAGGUGUGGUGGACGUCGGAGGUGGAGGAAGCCUUCAACCAGGCUCAGAAUUUUGGCAACCUGAGAGCGAUGAAGGAUUUUCUCGACAAACAGAACUACCAAAUGGACGAAUUGGUGUUGAAGGUGCGUUCCAACCUCAGCACGAACGACCGCAAAAAGUUCAGGACCGUUGCAACCAUCGAUGUGCAUGCCCGGGAUAUUAUCGAAACAUUCGUGAGAGACAAUGUGUUGGAUGCGCGUGAAUUCAGCUGGGAGAGCCAAUUGCGUUUCUACUGGAUCAAAAUGUACGACAACUUGUAUGUCAUCCAGUGUACGGGACGAUUUGAUUACGGCUAUGAAUAUUUGGGUUUGAACUCCCGCCUGGUAAUUACACCGCUAACGGAUCGUAUUUAUUUGACAAUAACACAGGCACUCCUCAUGAAUUUGGGUGGAGCACCAGCUGGACCAGCAGGGACUGGCAAAACGGAAACCACAAAGGAUUUGGCCAAGGCCAUGGCUCUGCUGUGCGUCGUCACCAACUGUGGCGAAGGCAUGGAUUUUAGGGCGGUUGGCACAAUCCUCUCAGGUCUGGCACAAUGUGGAGCUUGGGGCUGCUUCGAUGAAUUCAAUCGCAUCGACAUCUCAGUGCUUAGUGUUAUUUCGACCCAACUGCAGACCAUACGAAAUGCACUGAUAAGAAAACUGGAACGAUUUGUGUUUGAAGGAAGUGAGAUAAGAAUCGAUCGCAAGGUGGGCAUCUUUGUCACCAUGAACCCUGGUUAUGCUGGGCGCACUGAACUACCCGAAUCCGUGAAGGCCCUCUUCCGACCGGUGACAUGCAUCAAACCCGAUUUGGAGUUAAUUUGUUUGAUCUCAUUAUUUUCAGAUGGUUUUUUAACGGCCAAAGUCUUAGCCAAAAAGAUGACAGUUUUAUAUGCUCUGGCCCAGGAACAACUGUCGAAACAGUGCCACUACGACUGGGGACUGCGUUCGCUGAAUUCCGUGCUGCGUAUGGCGGGUGUUAUGAAACGUCAAUCGGAUGAUUUUCCAGAGGCGGUGGUUCUCAUGCGAGUGCUGCGUGAUAUGAACUUUCCAAAAUUUGUGUUCGAGGAUGUGCCAUUGUUUUUGGGACUCAUUAAGGAUUUAUUUCCAGGGAUUGAAUGUCCUCGCGUAGGUUAUCCGGAUUUCAAUGCCGCCGUACGUCAAUGUCUGGUUAAUGAUGGCUACAUUCUGCUGGCUGACCAGGAGGAUAAAGUUGUGCAAAUGUACGAAACAAUGAUGACCCGACACUCAACCAUGAUUGUUGGGCCAACAGGUGGCGGCAAAACGGUUGUCAUAAAUACCCUAAUUAAGGCUCAGACCUAUAUGGGUCUGCCAACAAAAUGCAUUACGCUUAACCCAAAGGCAUGCUCCGUAAUUGAGUUAUACGGUUAUCUGGAUCCGGACACACGUGAUUGGUUAGAUGGCCUGUUUUCAAAUAUUUUUCGAGAGAUAAAUAAACCAAUUGAACGUGACGAACGUCGUUAUGUCUGUUUUGACGGAGACGUUGAUGCGCUAUGGAUUGAAAACAUGAACUCGGUUAUGGAUGAUAAUAAGCUGCUGACAUUAGCAAAUGGCGAACGUAUCAGAUUGGAAAACUACUGCGCUCUGCUAUUCGAGGUUGGCAAUUUGAAUUAUGCUUCGCCUGCAACGGUUUCUCGUGCCGGUAUGGUCUAUGUUGAUCCCAAGAAUUUGCGCUACAGCCCUUAUUGGCAAAGAUGGGUCUUAACGCGACCCGAAACCCAAAGAGAGCUUUUAAAUGAUAUGUUUGAAAAAAUCAUAACACCAGCUAUCGCCUUCAUACACGAAGGCCUCGAUGGCACAUCCCAAGGUAAUCCCCUGAAAACAGUAAUCAUGCAAACGGAAUUGAAUAUGGUUGUACAAUUCUGCAACAUGUAUGACGCCCUGUUGCCGCCAUUCGAAAAACAGGAUGAUUUGGCAUUUGGAGCACCAGAACCGGUGGCCUACGAUACGGAUGCACUGGAGUGCGGAUUUAUCCAAUGCAUUUAUUCGUCACUGGGUGCCUGCUUAAUUGAACAUGAUCAGACGGUCUUUGAUGAGUUUUUAAAGCGCAUCUCCGGCUUUCCCUGUGUGCAGGAUUCCAAGGAUAAGCCGGCGUCGGGGGGACAAUUGCCCACGAGCAAAGCGACGCUAUACGAAUAUUUCUAUUGCCGCGAGAACAACUGUUGGAUGGCAUGGGAGUGGGUGGUGCCGCCGUACAAACACGACCCCCAAAUGAAAUUCAGUGAAAUUCUGGUGCCCACCGUCGACAGCACACGGACUGUGAGGGUGUUGGCAUUAAAUAGUGAUAUAAAACGUCCCGUGUUAUUGGUCGGUGAAGCAGGUACAUCUAAAACGGCUAUUAUAUCGCAGUAUCUGAGGAGCCUCAACAAGGAUGUUAAUAUAUUAUUGAAUAUUAAUUUUUCAUCGAGAACUUCAUCCAUGGACGUGCAACGAACACUGGAGGCUGCUGUUGAGAAGCGUACAAAGGACACAUUUGGCCCACCGAUGGGGAAGAAGAUUGCAUGUUUUAUUGAUGACAUGAAUAUGCCGCAAGUUGAUGAAUACGGAACCCAACAACCCAUUGCUCUCCUGAAACUAUUCUUCGAACGUGGCGGCAUGUACGACCGCGAAAAAGACCUGUCGUGGAAGAAAUUCAAAGACAUUUCGUUUUAUGCGGCCAUGGGAUGCGCUGGAGGCGGACGCAAUGAAGUCGACCCCAGAUUUAUUUCCAUGUUCUCGGUCUACAACAUUGUCUUUCCGAACGACGAGUCCCUGCAACAGAUCUACACCUCGAUUUUCGGGGGACAUCUGCAGUAUAGCAGCUCUUUCGAUAGUAAACUCCUGCCAAUAGCUGACAUCAUUGUCCAAAUGACUUUGCGAUUGUUCAAGAUUGUUAUUGCCGAAUUGCCUCCCACACCAUCAAAGUUCCAUUACAUAUUCAAUUUAAAGGAUCUGUCGCGCAUCUUUGCCGGCAUGCUGCUGAUACACUCGAAUUAUUUUAAAACAUUGCGGAAUCUGGUGCGUGUAUGGCGUAAUGAGUUUACACGCAUUAUAUGCGACCGUUUAAUUUCUGAAGCGGAUUUGAAAUUGAUGAAACAUCACGUGGAAAAGGAGGUGAAUGAAACGUUCCCAGCUGAAUACGAAAUAGAAAAUGGGUUUGCGGAGCCAGAAGUUGUCAUUCCAGGUAUGCCGAAACGUAGCGUCGUUCUUCUGGACGACGACGACGAGCAAGACGAAUUCGAUGACGAUCAACCCAUUUCGUUCCUACAACAUGUAAUGAGAGAUCCAUUACUGUUUGGUGAUUUUCGUAAUGCUGUCAACGAAUCAGAGCCAAGAUUUUACGAGGACCUGCUGGAUUAUGAGGCGGUCUAUGCACUCUACGAUGAAAUAUUGGAUGAAUAUCAAGAGCGUAGGGGUAAAAUGCCUUUAGUUCUGUUCGAAGAUUGCUUGGAACACUUAACCAGGGUACAUCGCACCCUGAGGAUGCAUCGAGGCCAUGUGCUGUUGGUAGGUGUGGGUGGUAGUGGAAAAAAGUGCAUCAGUCGGCUGUCAGCAUUCGCGGCGGAAUGUGAAGUCUUCGAAAUCACAGUAGCCCGUGGUUACGGGGAACAGUCAUUUCGGGAAGACCUCAAAACGCUCUACACCAUGGCGGGCGUGCAGCGAAAGAAGACAGUUUUUAUCUUUACAGCGGCUCAGGUGGUGGAAGAAGGUUUUCUGGAGCUAAUCAAUAACAUACUGACUGUUGGCCUGGUGCCUGCCCUCUUCAGUGACGAAGAGAAGGAGUCAAUUGUCAAUUCGUGUCGCAGUGCAGCCGAAGAAGAGGGCUACUCAGCCUCUAAAGAUUCGGUGUGGUCAUAUUUCCUGAGUAAAUGUUCAGAAAAUAUGCAUGUGGUACUGAGCAUGUCUCCUUCAGGAGAUGCUCUACGAAAUCGUUGCCGCAAUUUUCCUGGUCUAAUAGGUAGCACCUACAUCGAUUGGGUAUUCCCCUGGCCACAGCAGGCGUUGUCCGCGGUGGCGGAACUAUUUUUGUGUGAACAUGAGUUGAUUCCUGGAACGUACAGCGAAAAUAUAAUGCAUCAUGUUGUCCAUGUGCACAGCAGCAUGCACCACUACUCCAAGGACUACUUGCAGAAGCUAAGGCGGAAUAAUUAUGUCACUCCCAAGCAUUAUCUGGACUAUAUCAACACAUAUUUGCGAUUACUAGAGGAGAAGAACUCCUUCAUCACCAUGCAAAGGGACCGCCUGCACGAGGGCAUUAAUAAAAUUGACGAGGCGUCCAAACAAAUUGACGAACUUCGUAUUUUAGUCACCGAACAGAAACACAAGGUGGGAAUCGCAUCUGAGGAAUGCGAGCAGAUGUUGUUGGAAAUCGAGGAAGCCACACAAAAAGCCAACAUCAAGAAAACCGAAGCCUCCGAAAAGUCCGUUGAGGUGGAGAUCAAGGGCAAGCAGAUUGCAAUUGAAAAAGAGGAUGCCGAGGAAGCCUUGGCCGAGGCAAUGCCUGCCUUAGAGGAAGCCCGACGAGCUCUGUCGGAGUUGGAUAAGGCUCAAAUAACCGAAAUCCGUUCAUUUGCCACACCACCUCCCCAGGUUCAGGUUGUGUGUGAGUGCGUGGCCAUUCUGAAGGGCUACAAGGAAAUCAACUGGAAGACAGCCAAGGGCAUGAUGUCCGAUGUCAACUUCCUGAAAAGCCUCAUGGAAAUGGACUGCGAAGCUCUGACAGGCAAGCAAAUUAAUCAGUGCCGCAGUCACAUGAAAACCCAGCACCUGGAUGAAAUGGAGAAAAUCUCCAUUGCUGGUGCCGGGUUGCUGAAGUUCGUCCGGGCCGUUAUUGGCUUCUACGAAGUGUACAAAGAAGUAAAACCAAAAAAGGAGCGGGUCGACUUUCUUGUUGCGGAGCAGGAACAACAAAUCAAGCUGUUGAAUCAUUUGAAUGCCGAAAUAGCAAAGUUGGAGAAUCAGUUGGACUCCCUGAACCAUCGCUAUGCGGAGUCAAUGAAGAAAAUGAAAGUCCUAACGGAAAUGAUGCAGACGGCCGAAAGGAGACUGAUUGCCUCCGACAAAUUGAUUAGCGGCCUUAGUUCUGAGCGAAUCCGCUGGAGCCAGGACUUUGAAAACUACGGCCAACAACUGGUGGUCAUGCUGGGCCAAUGCCUGUUGUGUGCCUCCUUUUUGGCCUACACGGGAGCUUUUUCGUGGGAAUUUCGUAAAACGAUGGUCUUCGAGGACUGGCUGCCCGACAUUAUUCGAAGGGAAAUACCCAUCAAAACUCCAUUUCGGAUUGACGAAAGCCUUACAACUGAUGUUGAAAUAUCCACAUGGACGUCCGAAGGACUUCCACCCGACGAGCUCUCAGUCCAAAAUGGCAUACUCACCGUUCGGGCAUCCCGUUUCCCCUUAUGCAUAGAUCCCCAGCUGCAGGCCCUCACCUGGAUCAAGAAGAAAGAACAGAAGAAUCAUUUGAAGAUUCUCUCCUUCAAUGACGCGGACUUUCUUAAGCAGCUUGAGAUGUCCAUCAUGUAUGGCAUUCCAGUCCUCUUCGAAGACGUGGACGACUACAUAGAUCCCGUGAUUGACAAUGUUCUGCAGAAGAACAUCCAGCUAGUGAGCGGACGCAAAUUCGUAAUGCUUGGAGACAAGGAUGUCGAUUACGAUCCAAAUUUCAGAAUGUACCUGACCACAAAGUUCUCCAAUCCCAAGUUCGAUCCUGCCGUCUUUGCCAAGGCCAUGGUCAUUAACUACACCGUGACACUGACUGGCCUAGAGGAUCAACUGUUGAGUGUCGUUGUGCGAGCCGAACGCCCCGACCUGGAAACCCAAAGAGAAACACUAAUCGCCCGGACAAGUGAAAAUAAACAACUGCUGCAGCAACUGGAGGACUCCCUGUUAAGGGAGUUAGCCACCUCGACUGGCAACAUGUUGGACAAUGUGGAGUUGGUGGAGACACUGGAGAAUACAAAAUCCAAGGCUGCGGUAGUCAUGGAGCAACUUGUGCUCUCGGCAGAGACACAGAAAGACAUUGAAAAACUGAGAGAUGGCUAUAGGCCGGCUGCCAAGAGGGGCGCAGUUCUGUUCUUCGCCCUCUCCGACAUGUCCACCGUCAAUGCCAUGUAUCAAUACGCCCUGGCUGCCUACUUAGAUGUAUUCACUUUCUCCCUGCGAAAGUCCGUGCCGGACACUGUGCUUUCGAAACGCCUCAACAACAUAAUCAAAACGCUCACCGAGAAUGUCUACUGUUAUGGCUGCACCGGGAUAUUCGAACGCCACAAACUGCUCUUUUCCUUUCAGAUCGCCACUAAGUUGGCUCAGCGCGAAGGUCAGUUAAGUCAAGCAGAAUUGGACUUUUUCAUUAAGGGCUCUGUGUCGCUGACAAAAAGCGAAAGGCCAUGUCCGGCAAACUGGUUGCCCGAUAAAAGUUGGGAAGAUAUAAUGAAGCUGUCAGCUGAAUUUCCUGAGCCGUUUGAGACGUUACCCGACCACAUUGCCAGAUACACCCAUGAAUGGAAAGAUUGGUACGAUUUAGAAAAUCCCGAAGAUGUCCCCUGCCCGGGAGAAUAUAAUAUCAAGUGCAAUCAUUUUCAGAAAUUAAUGUUUUUGCGGUGUUUCCGUGUCGAUCGAAUUUUCCGUUCGAUAAAUCAGUAUAUUGUCGACACCAUGGAUGAGUUUUUCAUUAUGCCACCGGUCGUGAGCUUCGCAGCCAUCUACGAACAGACGACAUGCCACAUACCCGUGUGCUUCUUAUUGAGCGCCGGCUCGGAUCCGACGAAUGAUUUGAUGAAGUUGGCAGAACAAGUUGGCGGUGGCCUGGCCAACUUUUGUCACAUAUCAUUGGGCCAGGGGCAGGAAAAGGCUGCACUCAAUCUCUUGGACAAUGCCGUGCGCCAGGGUAUGUGGCUAAUGCUUCAAAAUGGCCAUUUGCUAAUUAGCUUUGUGCGCCAAUUGGAAAAGUAUUUGGAAAAAAUCGAUGCUCCUCAUCCCGAUUUCCGGCUAUGGAUUACCACAGAUGCCAGUGAUAAUUUUCCAAUUGGAAUUUUGCAAAAGUCCCUAAAGGUUGUCACCGAACCGCCCAAUGGAUUGAAACUGAAUCUACGCUCGACAUUUUUCAAAGUACGUCAGGACCGUUUGGAGAGCUGUUCACAUAAGGCGUUCUUGCCAUUAGUCUAUGUUCUGGCAUUCUUCCAUGGCGUUGUGCAAGAACGUCGAAAAUAUGACAAACUUGGAUGGAACAUCUGCUAUGAUUUCAAUGAAUCGGAUUUCAAUGUAUGCUUGGAAAUCUUGCAGACAUAUUUGAAUAAAAUAUCCGACGACAAAGUGCCGUGGAACAGCUUGAAAUACCUGAUUGGAGAGGUUAUGUACGGAGGACGGGUCAUAGACGAUUUUGAUCGCCGCAUAACCCGUUGCUAUAUGGAUGAGUAUAUGGGCGACUUUCUUUUCGAUACCUCACAACCAUUCCAUUUCUAUAAAGAUGACAACUCCGAUUAUUAUCUGCCAGAUUCGGACGUGGUGCAAAAGGAGGAUUUCAUUGCUCACAUUGACCAACUGCCACUUGUCAAUAAGCCAGACGUUUUUGGUUUACAUCCGAAUGCCGAAAUCGGUUACUACACCCAGGCCGCACGCAGCAUCUGGAAUUCGUUAAUAGAACUCCAGCCACAAACCGGAGAGGCAUCGGGCGGCCUCAGUCGAGAUGACUUCAUUGAUAAUGUAGCUGCUGAUAUUUUGGAGAAACUGCCGGCAGCGUUUGAAACGUGGCGUGUCAAGAAACAAAUUCAAAUGAGUCUCACACCGACUGGCGUUGUUCUACUCCAGGAAUUGGAUCGUUUCAAUCUCUUGGUUACACGCAUUAAGAAAACUCUCGAACUGCUGAGGAAGGCAAUUGCUGGUGAAAUCGGCAUGGACAAUAUUCUGGACAACAUUGCAAAUUCAUUAUUCAACGGUCUGCUGCCAAGUGAUUGGCGCAAAUUGGCUCCAGAUACAUGUAAACAGCUGGGCAGUUGGAUGGAACAUCUGCAGCGUCGUGCCACUCAAUUCAAAUAUUGGUCAAUGUCGGGGGAACCGUUGGUCAUGUGGCUGUCGGGCCUGCACAUUCCACAGAGUUAUCUGACGGCUUUGGUCCAGAUUGCUUGUCGCAAAAAUGGCUGGCCCUUGGAUAGAUCGCAGAUGUACACAUGCGUAACAAAAUUUGUCGAUCCAGACGAUAUUGAAGAAAGACCCGUAACGGGUUGCUACAUAUCUGGCUUGCAUAUUGAAGGUGCCCGUUGGGACAUGGAACGUAUGCAGCUGGGCCGGUCCUUGCCUAAAGUGCUGGUCGAAGAUCUUCCAAUCCUGUCGGUGGUGCCAAUAGAAUCUCACAGGCUUAAACUGCAAAACACCUUCCGGGCACCGGUCUACACAACUUCAUUGCGACGCAACGCCAUGGGCGUUGGUCUCGUUUUCGAAGCAGAUCUGGCCACAACAGAGGACCUGAGUCAUUGGAUUUUGCAGGGAGUUUGUUUGACCUUAAAUCGAGACUGAACAUGUUUGUUACUUUUUAUUAACCACAAGACUGUUUUUAAUAGAAUUUUUAAUAAAAAAAUCUCAAUGAAAACUU
Messenger RNA from Musca domestica (house fly), 14149 nucleotides. Its product is annotated as dynein axonemal heavy chain 10-like. NCBI's taxonomy places the organism in Eukaryota, Metazoa, Arthropoda, Insecta, Diptera, Muscidae. The record is from RefSeq and is a predicted model, not a curated record. The coding region runs from base 169 to 14073 and encodes 4634 amino acids. The transcript is spliced from 61 exons. Gene Ontology annotation, biological process: microtubule-based movement. Gene Ontology annotation, cellular component: dynein complex. Gene Ontology annotation, molecular function: ATP hydrolysis activity; dynein intermediate chain binding; ATP binding.